AUGUCCGAGAGUAGUUCCGUGACAUUGCGCUCAUCGAAUCUGCUAUCGACAUCACAAACAGAAUCGUUCUACGUACAUGGACCCGACCAAUACGAUCAGAAUUUUCAGACGACAAUAUUUACUCCUACAGUUAGUAGAAAGAAAGCGUUCAGAUAUUCGUUAAGUUCGAAGUUUGAUUACGAAAAAUUACAAAAAGAAAUAAAUAAAUUGAUUAAAUACUGUGGAAUUGAAGAAAAGCCUUUCAUAAGUGAAGGAGGCUCCAGGCUGGUUCUCACAGAGGUCAAGUUUUUACCGGCGAUUAGAAUUUUGGAGAGAAUUGUGUAUCGUACAGAGAAUUCGGUGCUCCAACGGUGUCCAGUGGACAAAUUGAUAAUGUGUUGCCUGGCACUAUCGAAAGAGGCCUACGAAUCCGUCAAGGUCUUCUCGAAUGUGACACCUGUGCAUCUCAGGAGAGUACGAAUAGCCGAGAUGAAUUAUUUUAGGGUAGUGUGGCUUCUGACCCCCGAAAAAACUGAUGUGAUAACAUCAACUCUCAUCUGCUACUUGACGGAUUGGCAUCUCUGGGACGCCAGCAUGCUCUGCAUGGGAGUUAUGCGACGUCUGAUACUAUGCCACGUGGCACUGGACACUGUGCUGUCGUCGCUUUUGUCACUGGUGAAGAAUUUUAUUAGGAAUUCAACGGAACCAGAAGCUGAAGUACAAGGCAGGUGCGUUCUGAGGGUGCUGCACGAAAUGCUCAAGCACGGAGCGCCGAGGUGCUCCAUGUCGGGUAUGGUUAACCUAACCGAGAACAUCCUGGAGUUGUUGUACGAAUCAGUUUGCGCAGAUUCUACCAACGCUGCUACAAAAAACUUAAAAAUGCUUCAAAGAGGAUUAGAGGUCUGUGCGAGGAGAGCAAUGGAACGGUUCGAUGAUGACACACUUCUGGAUAUAAUUAGAUUAAUGUUGGACAGAUUAGACACAGGUUUAAACGACAUGCAAAUCAUGGACUAUGGUGGUGUUUUGGAAUACGCUGUUUUGUUAUACAGGAUAUUGCAACGAUUCCUGGACAGGCACAAUAAUCUUUUGUCAUUCAUUUCACCUGAGUUAUAUUUGGAAAAUCUCACAUUCAACAUAGUCGUGGGAUCGUUCCGAUCGGCCGAUAAAGUUUUUCUACUGGAAUACAGGGAGCAACUUCAUGAAACGCUAUUGAAAAUUGUUAGACAUCACGGGCAGUAUCAGGUCAAUCUGGAAAGUGUUAACACAAUUCUAUCCCUCCUUGUGGUUGAAAUUCCAUGCGGUUUUACAGCCGCAUUUGUGGUCUGUUUGGCUAUGGAUAUACAGGCUGAAGCAAAUCUUCUGCCCGAAAGCAAACUCGUUGAGAUGUCCUGGCGGCACGCGACCGUGGUAGGCGUCAUAUCCUUGGUAUGCUGGACGCACCACGCCGUAACAUUGUACAAAUAUGUCGAAUCUAUAAUAUCAAGAAGAGGCAGACAGGCCCCUCAUCUAAAUCCGCCUCUGAAAUUAAAAUAUGCGGUCGCUUCCCAUCAUGUUUUAUGGCAGAAACCAGAUCUGUAUUUUGAAGCAUGGGAGCUCAGGUACGCGCUCUGGAAACAUUUCCGUUGCAAAAGUAUGGUUGGACACGACAGCGAUGAAGAAUGA
Messenger RNA from Ctenocephalides felis (cat flea), 1641 nucleotides. RefSeq lists its product as uncharacterized. Bases 1 to 1641 code for a protein of 546 amino acids. The transcript is spliced from 9 exons. Lineage: Eukaryota; Metazoa; Arthropoda; Insecta; Siphonaptera; Pulicidae. Gene Ontology annotation, cellular component: plasma membrane. The record is from RefSeq and is a predicted model, not a curated record. Gene Ontology annotation, biological process: protein localization to plasma membrane.